AUGGAUGGAGAUGCAGAUGAGGUGGCAGAUGCCAGGAAAGGGGCAAAACCCAAGAAGGACAAGCAGGCGAAGGCCAAAGCCGAUGGGAAAGCCAGGAGAUCUGGCUGGGAUCCGCCACCGUUCAAGGUACCUCCACGACUGUGGCCCGGGGAGAGCUCUAUGAUGGGCCUCCCGGAUCGUCAGGAGAACGAGUUCAUGAGCAUCAAGGAGAUCUUCCCCGGUGCAGUUGAAGAGCUACCAGUGGGUCCAGGCUGCCAGAGCUCAGGCGAGGAAGAUGACGCGAAGGAUCCUCAGGCAUACCGACCUUCGACACCCGUGAAGCGCUACCGAGUCCGGCUUGCAGCAAGCACGGGCAGUGGACCCACUGCGGAGCUGGAGGUGAGCUACGGUCGGCUAUACCCAUCCGAGACGCCUUGCCUGCUUGUGGACAAGGUGGACAACUUGGCCAAGGAAGCCUGGUUGGAGCUGACAAGGCGAGUCGUCGAUGAGGUGGACCAAGCUGCUGGACAGGAAUGUGUGUUUCAGGUUUGUUCGGCGAUCACAGAGUUGCUAAGGGCCUAUCACGACCCAAGUGCCGAGAUCCCUUUGUAUGAGCGCAUGCAGCGCCGUGAGGCUGAAGAAGCGAAGCAGAAGGAAGAGGCUGCUCGCCAAGAUCGCGAGGAGGCACAGAAGAAGGCCAUGGAGGAUUGGGAGAAACGGAAGCAGGCAGAGCGCCAGCGCCUCGAGCGCUACGAGGAGAAGCGACGCGCUGUCGCAAGGGUUGGAGAUGGUGGAGGGACUCUGGACUUCUUGCCUGAGGACUCGGAGUUGGGCACAGGCAACAAACCACCCGAAGAAGUUCCGCCUCCACAGAAGGAGACGCACAAGGAGGUCUUGGUGAACCCGAAGGUGACUCAGAAGCCACGGGAGCCGGUUGCCAACGCCGAUGUGUCCUCACGCUUCAAAGGAGGUGGCCGUCGGAGAGCACCUUCCGAUGAUUCUUCUGACUGUGGCACCCUUCCCUCCUUCUCGGACAAUUUGUCACUAGGUGCCUUUGAGUUUGUCGUCGAUGUCGAAGAGGAGAAGCCACCGGCCAAGGAGCCUCAGCUCUUGGAGAAGGCCGCGCCUGUGCCGAAGGCGAAGCCAAAGAUCAGCCCGAAGAUGUCGCCGGCCGCGCCGCUGCGUCCAGCAGACAGGAAAUUGGAGUCUGCAUCGGAAGCUGCUAAUAGCUUGGCAGCAGUCGGCCGAUAUGCUACCGACUUCGAGGAGCUUCGCUUUCUUGGCAAGGGCGGUUUCGGAUUCGUGACGAAAGCACGACAUCGAGUCGAUCGUCAGCUCUAUGCGGUCAAACGCUUGGAGCUGCGAGGCUCUGCGAUGGACCGUGAGCGACUCCUCCAAGAGUGCGCGUUGUUGCCCAGGCUUACUCACUUACACAUCGUCCGGUACUACCAGGCCUGGAUUGAGACGGAGCAAGUUGAACCUGCUCCUCGCCCUGCAACUGGAGUCGCCCAGGCUCCCAAACGUGCGGCCAAGAAGCGAGCGGUAAGAACGGUGAAGCCGGAGGUCGCCGCGGAGAGAGAUGACUGGCUUUCGCACAAUGGCCCAAUGCGCGCAAGGGGCCCCUCGCCACCUCCCGGUUCCGCUUUGCAGCGCGAGUUCCUGUACAUUCAGAUGGAGUUUUGCGAUGGAACUACUCUUCGCGAGGCCAUUGGAAGCGGGGCUCUGCACAAAGAUGAAGCACUCAUUUGGAAACUGUUUCGCCAAGUACUCGAUGCACUUGCGUACAUGCAUUCACGAGGCCUGAUACAUCGCGAUGUGAAGCCGCCGAAUAUCUUCCUCUCGAAGGCCGAAGGUGGCCACGCCAAGCUCGGCGACUUCGGCCUUUCCACAGAAUUGGCUAGCCUCGAGCCUGCCGGAGGCGAUCCGACAAUCUCAGGUGCAGCUCGGCAACAGUCGACAGGAGUUGGCACUGUGCUGUACAUGGCCCCAGAAGUUCGAGGGGGUCGCAACCUUUUCAGUGGUUCAAGCCUGCAGCUCUACGACAACAGAGUCGACAUGUUCGCCAUGGGCGUUGUAUUCUUCGAAAUGUGGCGGCCUCCUUUUGCUACUGCUAUGGAACGAGUGGAUGUGCUUGGCAAGCUGGUGCUGCCGACCACUCUCUCCUCAGAGGCUAUCAAGGACCUGGCGAACCUGCCCAAGGAGUUCCUGCAGAAGGUGCAGGAGCGACUACCCGAGGCGCCACCGGAGGCGGCAAAAAUCUUGGCGUCGUUGUUGCAGGAAGACCCGGAGGCUCGGUUCACCGCAGACCACCUGCUGAACCGAUCCGGCCUGCUACCUUCAGGCGCCUUCGAUCCGCAGGUCCAGCGCGUUUUGAGUGCUCUCGAAGAUCCAAGCUCUUCUGAGUCUGUGGCUUUGCUCCAGGCACUCUUCAGUCGAGUUGAAGAGCCAGCCAAGGACAUACCCUUCUUUGAGCAGCUCUUCCGCUUUUCUGAGCAGGGCGCCAACUUCGAGGCCGAAGUGGAAGUGCGAGAUGCGCUGUUACAGCUUUUUCGUGAAGUGUGCCGAAGACAUGGGGCAGUCCAUGACCUGUGUCCUUUGCUUCGUCCCUCGGUACGCGCUGAAAGCGGGGCUUUGUCGCCGAGCAGUGCCGUGCUGUCCAAAGGCCCGUCGAUGCCAGCUGCAGUUCGUCUAGUGGAUGCCGGCAACACGCUCGUCGAGUUGCGGGCCAACUUGACCGAGCCGUUCAUUCGGGCUUUGGCUGCGCUGCAUGGCUCUAGGAGAGCUCAGGGCAAUGUCGAGGACACGGAGCCUUUGGCAGCCGGACGCCUGGUAAGAGAUGGCACGGCGAUGUCCCAGCAGCUCCGUCGAUAUCACGUUGGCACCGUCUACCGCGAGGCCCCCAGCUCAGAGCUGUAUGCACAAUCCCAGUUUGGGCAUCCCCGUGAAGUUUCGUCUGCUGUGGUUCAGUUCCUGUGGCAUCCAAAUCUAGCUCUGGAAGCAGACCAGGAGCCCUUUGGUACCUCACCGACGUCUCGUCACGCAAUAUCCAGGACGAUCCAAAGGAACAUGUCCGUCUUGCAGGAGGCCGAGCACCUCCAUAUGCUGGCAGAGCUCUUCAACUCCGCGAGCAUGACAGGCAGAGUCUCGUUGCAUUUAUCCGACACGCGACUCCUUCGACUGCUCCAGGAGGUCGCAUAUCUCCGAGCUUCACGGGAGGUUCAUACCGGUUCAGCCAAGAAGACUGCAGUGCCUGGUGCCGGAAAGGUGCCUCAGCUCGAUGACCGCGCGGCCAGCACGGGAGAGCGACUUCGCACGCGGCUGUUGGAGGCGCUGAAGGUCAUGGCCACAGGAGAGAAACACUCCAGCAGCCAAAGUGGCAGCAGCAGCGGGAAUGCAUCGUUGGUGAACUCGAACUCGGCCUCGGCGACAGCUCCAGCGGUGCCCCACGCUGCGCUCGAGCGAGCGGCCGGAGAACUGGCGGCGCUCUUGGCAGGUGCGACGGGCUCGCAGGAGGCUCCAAAACCGCCGUCUGCUUUCCUUAGCGAGGUGGAGGAGUUGUAUGCAGUUUCCAGCGCCCCGUUUGGUUCACCGAGCAGCUCUCAGACGGUGCAGUCGGCAGGCAGGCCAUCCGCCGAACCAUAUGCUGCAGCGGCAGAGGAGUUAAGUGAGGUGUUAAGAUCUCUGCGUGCUCUCGAUUCCGUCAUCUCGGCACAAACUACGUGGCGGUCGAUCUCAAUUGAGCCCUACAUGCCUGUGAACACCAUGUAUGGACCCGGGCUUGUGUUCAGCGUGAAAAUGUACCCAUUGGACAAGAAGGAGCCGACGAUGGUCUGUGUCGGUGGUCGCGUGGACCACCUGGCGAGACACUUUGCCCUCCUACACACCACAAGUGGCUCAGACGCGGCGCUCGCCUCUGAGUCCUUCGCGCUGGGAGCCGCGGCAGGCAUGGCAGGUUCCGACGAUCUGUGCGCAGUCUCUUCGGAACUGGCCAUGGACAAGCUUUCAAGCGGCUUGCUACAGCUCGCGCAGGGUGCAGGGAGCACCUCGAGCUCCAAGCAGCGUGGCAAGAGCUCGCUGCCAGCCUUCGUUCCAUGGUGGCGUCAGGCUGGCCGUCAAGCUGCCUGUUGGCCAAGCAUUCUUCUAGGCCCAGCUUCCAGCGAGGAUGGCAGGCUCCAAGCCUUCCAGCAGGCCACGGACGCCAAUUCCUUGCAGCUGCAGGUUGAGGCCCUUCAUGCAGCUGCGGGCCUGCGCCGACUGGGAGCCAGCUGCCAGCUCUGGCCACCGGGGGCCGGGAUGAUCGAUGCCAGAGUCGUGUCAGAGAUGCAACAGAACGUUGCCUCCUACGCCUUGGAGGGUGUGUGCGGGCCACAUGAUUUCAUCGUGACCCUCGUUCUACAAAGGAAAGAGGAGAGGAAAGCAGAAGAGGAUGAUUCCGCAAAGAAGGACGGCAGAAAAGCUGAGGACGACGAAGAUGAAUCGACAAAAAAGAUGGUCGUCGUCGGCGCCAGGUUCUUCUUGCGAGCGCUUUCCGAUCAAGGUCAUGAAGCCAUGGAACGUGCAGCGAAGGAUGCAGGAGGUAGCAGCCGCUCCUUCGAUAGUCGUCAAAGUCUCUUGGAAUUCUUCGAGCGCCUGUCGCGACGACAUGCCGCCAACGCAUCGCGCGUCUGGGCAUCCAACUGA
This is a messenger RNA of Symbiodinium sp. CCMP2592, 4659 nucleotides long. The record is from the annotation of a GenBank genome assembly. Lineage: Eukaryota; Dinophyceae; Suessiales; Symbiodiniaceae.